UUAGCAAGAUUUUUGCUAAUAAACAAAUACCAGUUGCAAAUUUAAAAUUUUAUGUGUGGUAUGUCGUACAAGAUAUCGAUUCAAUUAAAGAUUGUCACUAAAGAAAGAAAACCGUGAUGUAUGGAUGUAGAGAUCAAACCAAACCAUUAACAUGGUCAUACCAUCAUGACCUAUAUGCAUCACAUCAGCAGCUUGUAUUGAGGCAAGAAGCAAAUACCGUUGACCGUCGAAAGCCAUCUCCGGUCCAAUCUCCGAUAUGCAUACAGAGUGGUAAACGGAACAGUUUGUAAUCAUUUAAAGAAAGAUGAAGGCAGAGACAUUGACAUUGGUGCUGGUAAAUCUAGCAAGUAUUAUGCAGAGAGCUGAUGAGUCAUUGCUUCCAGGAGUAUACAAAGAGGUUGGUGCUGAACUUAACGCUGAUCCAACUGCGUUAGGUUCCCUCACUCUUUUCCGAUCCCUUGUUCAAUCAUUCUGUUACCCUCUGGCUGCUUACCUGGCCACGCGACACAAUCGUGCACAUGUUAUUGCUCUAGGUGCUUUUCUUUGGGCUGCUGCCACUUUCCUCGUCGCCAUCUCCUCCACCUUCUUACAGGUGGCAAUUUCAAGAGGAUUAAAUGGCAUUGGACUAGCCAUUGUAAUUCCAGCAAUUCAGUCUCUAGUUGCUGACUCCACCAUUGAUAGCAACCGUGGUGUGGCAUUUGGGUGGCUACAACUAACAGGAAACCUUGGAAGUAUUAUUGGUGGUCUUUUCUCAGUACUACUAGCCUCAACAUCAAUCUUUGGCAUAUCUGGUUGGAGAAUAGCUUUUCAUCUGGUUGCAUUGAUUAGUGUUAUAGUUGGUAUAUUGGUACGCAUCUAUGCUAAUGAUCCACACUUUCCAAAAAAUGACAACAGAUAUCAAACUUCAAACCAGUCCUUUUAUUCUGAAAUAAAAGACCUAAUAAAAGAAGCAAAAUCGGUUAUAAAAAUUCCAUCGUUUCAGAUAAUAGUAGCUCAGGGAGUUUUUGGAUCAUUCCCAUGGUCAGGUUUGUCAUUUGCCACUCUUUGGUUAGAACUAAUAGGCUUCUCACAUGGUACAACAGCAAUUCUCUGGACCUUCUUUAUAGUUUCUGCUUCAUUUGGGUCUCUGUUUGGAGGAUGGUUCGGAGAUUAUUUAUCCCUACGGUUACCAAACACUGGGAGAAUAAUGUUGUCCCAAAUAAGUGCUGGUUCAGCUGUUCCUUUAGCAGCCAUUCUGUUGUUAAUGUUACCUGAUGAUCCAUCCACAGCCUUCAUGCAUGGUCUGGUUUUAGUCAUCAUGGGAUUUGCUACAUCCUGGAAUGCUCCAGCAACCAACAAUCCAAUAUUUGCAGAAAUAGUUCCUGAGAAGUCCCGGACAGCUAUAUAUGCUUUGGAUCAAUCUUUCGAGUCUAUAUUGCAAUCAUUUGCUCCUCCUGUUGUUGGAUUAUUGGCACAAAAUGUUUUUGGUUAUAGACCAGUUCCAAAAGGAUCUUCUGAUUCUGUUGAAAUCGAAACAGAUAGGGAAAAUGCAGCAUCACUCGCCAAGGCGAUCUGUAUUGUUUUUGUAAUUCCUUUGACACUUUGUGUCGGCAUCUACUCAUUCCUUUACUGCACAUACCCGAGAGACAGAGAUCGAGCAAGAAUGGUUGCAUUAGAGGAAUCAGAAAUGAAGCAACUAGAGGUGGAAGAUUGCACAAGAGAAAAAGAAGAAUAUUGCGAAAUUCAUGUUUUAGAAUCAAAAGAACUGAAAGGUAAAGAAAGUAGCAAGGUUGAUGAUGAUUUAGAUUAUCCAAGGGAAGAGAACAUAGAGUUUGAUGAUAAUGAUGAGAAAGUUUUGUUGUCCCGAUAGUUCAUAUAUGCAAGGAAUUGUGGAGCCUUAUUUGAAAAAAUGAUAGCUCCAUUUAGAUAGAGAAAGAUACAUCAUGUUAUGGCUUUUUAGAUUGUAUUAUGCCCUUAUUUUAGCUCCAUUUAGAGGUGAAGAAUUCGUGUUCAAAAUCAUCAUGUAUCGACACAUCCAAUGUCUAUGCGGCCUUUUAUCAUGAGUUCAUUUUUAUUAAUUUAUGCAAAAUGAUCAAAUAUGAUAGUUAUUGCAAGACGAA
Molecule: messenger RNA, 2099 nt
Organism: Medicago truncatula (barrel medic)
Lineage: Eukaryota; Viridiplantae; Streptophyta; Magnoliopsida; Fabales; Fabaceae
Exons: 3
Coding region: 305-1849 (514 amino acids)
Biological process (GO): transmembrane transport
Cellular component (GO): membrane
Molecular function (GO): transmembrane transporter activity
Source: RefSeq, a predicted model, not a curated record